AUGAUCCCGAUGAUCCUAUAUGCCUCCGAAACAGGCAACGCCCAAGAUACGGCCGAACGCGUAGCUCGCGCUUUCCGAGCCAACAACCGCGCUGUCUCCUGCCUCCCCAUGGACGCCUUUCCCAUCUCCUCUCUCCCCCACACAUAUCUCCUGAUCCUUAUAACCUCUACUCACGGUCGGGGCGAUCCUCCGCCAGCUAUGCUCCCGCUAUGGAAAGCCAUGCUGAGGACGUCUCUGCCGGAAGAUAUUCUGGAGGAUGUGCAUUUUGCAGUCUUUGGCCUGGGGGACUCGAGUUAUGAGAGAUUUUGUUUUGCGGGAAAGAUGCUGCUGCGAAGGAUGGAGCAGCUGGGGGCUAAUAAGAUGAGCGAGCCGGCUUGGGGAGAUGAGCGGUCGCCCAACGGAAUUGAAGAUGCUUUUGUCCCAUGGCUCCAAGAGACAUUGGAUCUUUUCAUCCCCUACCUCCCUCCAGCGAAACUCGAAAUCACUUCCCCUCUACCAACGACUGAUCUGCCGCCCCCAAUAUACGCUCUGAAAAAGUACACCCAGCCUCCAGCCGAUGAUCUCGACCUCGAAGACAAAAUUCGCAACAAGGCUUCCGGCUCGCGGGUCAAGCCGGACGACUGGGUAUGGGCGACUUUGAAGAAGAACGAGAGGGUGACGAAUGAGCUUUGGUGGCAGGAUGUGAGAGACAUAGAGCUGGAGUUCGAAGAGGAGGAUGUGAAUGCCUAUCCGCCAGGAUCAAUAUGCUCCCUCCAACCUCAGUCAAGAGAAAGCGACGUCAAUUCGUUCCUCGAACUCAUGGACCUUGAAUCCCAAGCCGACGAUCUGUUCACUAUUGAAUCUCUCCUCCCUGAACAACCCCUGCCAGCGCACUUGCCUCCUGCCGGCACUCCAACAAGUAUCCGCUCCCUCCUGACAAACCACCUCGACAUCCAAUGUUGCCCCCGCAAAAGCUUCUUCGAAUGGCUCCGGCGGUUCUCCCCUGAAGAGCUAGAGAGAGAACGGCUGGACGAGUUUAUCGCUGAUCCUGACGAGAUCCAUACUUAUGCGACGAGACCGUCCCGGACAUUGGUGGAGACUCUGGCCGACUUUCGGUUUACCCGUAUCCCACUCUCUCAUCUUCUAGAAGCCUUACCUCCUCUUCGUCGCCGUCAAUUCUCCAUAGCAAGCUCCUACCAAGCCCAUCCAAACAAAGUCCAACUCCUAAUCGCCCUCGUCCAAUACAAAACCAACCUCUCCCUCCCGCGUGUCGGACUAUGCUCCUCCUGGCUCAGCUCUUCCCUAAAGCCUGGCAUGCAGGUCCCAAUCCAUAUUGCAGCGCCGACGUUAUUUUUGCCGGAGGAUAAGGAGGUGCCUUGUAUCUUUGUGGGACCGGGGACGGGGGUGGCGCCUAUGAGGGCUUUUGUGGAAGUGCGGGCGGAACAGGGGGCUUGUGAGAAUACUGCUCUCUAUUUCGGGUGUCGCUCCACGGAAUCCGACUAUUACUUUUCCUCCGAAUGGGACACUUAUCGCCAAAAAGGAAUUAGAGUCGAAGUGGCCGCGAGUAGAGAUCAAGAUGAAAAGGUGUAUGUGCAGCAUCUCAUCAAGCGAGAUAAAGUCAGAGUGAAGGAGUGGAUAGUGGAUCGGAAGGGGUGGUUGUUCAUCUCUGGAGCGUCGAACGCUAUGCCGAGAGAAGUGAGAGAAGCGGUAGCGUGGUGUAUCUCCGAAGAGGGUGCUGGGGACUUUACGGAGGAGGAGGCGAAGGAGUAUGUUGAGCGGAUGUUUGAGGACAAGAGAGGUGGGGAGGAAAGUUGGUAG
Molecule: messenger RNA, 1797 nt
Organism: Cryptococcus wingfieldii CBS 7118
Lineage: Eukaryota; Fungi; Basidiomycota; Tremellomycetes; Tremellales; Cryptococcaceae
Product: NADPH-ferrihemoprotein reductase
Exons: 9
Coding region: 1-1797 (598 amino acids)
Cellular component (GO): cytosol
Molecular function (GO): FMN binding; oxidoreductase activity; flavin adenine dinucleotide binding
Source: RefSeq, a predicted model, not a curated record